Messenger RNA from Apus apus (common swift), 4666 nucleotides. It is a transcript of the gene BANP, whose product is annotated as BTG3 associated nuclear protein. Gene Ontology annotation, biological process: protein localization to nucleus; negative regulation of protein catabolic process. The transcript has 13 exons. Gene Ontology annotation, molecular function: DNA binding. The record is from RefSeq and is a predicted model, not a curated record. NCBI's taxonomy places the organism in Eukaryota, Metazoa, Chordata, Aves, Apodiformes, Apodidae. Bases 2421 to 3947 code for a protein of 508 amino acids.
CGUCUCGCGAGGAAGGACGCCAUUAUCGCAGCCGCCCGACAAACACCACGAGAAUUCGGCACCGCACACGGUAACCGCGGCGCCCCGCGGCCGGACGGCUGGGGCUGAGCUCCCGGGGGGCCUGACCCGGCCGUGCCCCAGCCCCGGCCUUCACAGCCCUGCCGCUCCCCGCAGCGCUGCCGCAGCCCGCGGGCCGCCGGGCGGUGGCGGCUGCGGGGAGGGGCCGGGCGGGGGGGCCGCGCGCGCCUCCGCCCCCUCACCCCGCCGGGCCGGGGGGGCCACCGGCCGCGCGCCUCCCCCAGCGGAGCCGGGCGCUCCGGGGCUGCCCCGCAUCGCCCCCCCUGCCCCGGGCGGGGAUCGCCCCCUUGCUGGGGCUCCUCAGCGCCGGCCCCUGCUCCCGCUCCCGCUGCCGGAGGCCUCGGCCACCCCCGCGGGGCGUCUGAGGCGGAGGGUCUGCUCUGCCCCUGGAGAGCCCGCCCUGCCGCUCCCCCGCCUCCCCAGAGCUCGUGUGUUCCCGUCGGGAAGGCCGGGGCAGGCCGGAGCCCCCGCUCGGGCCCAGCACACGCGGCGCGGCAGGCGCGGCUCUGGGAAGAGGUGUCGCUGGGCGAGCUCCUUCCCUGCCCGGCGCGGGAGUGACGGCUGGGGCUGCUGCUCUUCCCCUGCCUGCUGCUGGGGGCAAGAAAUAGUCUCCUGAGGCUGCUCUGCCUCUCUGGUCAUUUAGUCCCAGCCUGGGUUUUUCACAGCCGCGCCGGGGCUCGUGUUUUCUGCUUUCUUCGUACUGGCGAGAUCUGUUGGACAGCACACUCGGUCUUCCCUUUUUCCUUAUUUGCAAUUCAAGUGUUGCUUUUUAAUUUUUUUUUUAUUAUUAUUUUUAAAUCCUUGUGCUGCGGGCAGUGGUGUGCUUAACCAAAUAUAGUAAAUUUAUCCUGCUAUGGGGCAUAUAGUUGAUGUGUCCGUUUAUUUUUAGAGCUCCCUAGGGAAUUAUUUUUGGCUUUUUUUUUUUUUUGAGUAAGUAAGUUUGGAUGGUUAUUAGUAACUGAGUUAUUGCUUCAGCGGAAACAGCUUUUGGAUUGUUGUAAAAUGAGAGUUUGGAGCUUGCUUUUUUUUUUUUUCCCCUCCCCAAUUUUUUUUUUGCCUUCUGUGUGAGGUUACCUUUGGUGUAGCACCCUGUUGAGGGCAGGCUUUCAAGAAGCAAACAUCAAAGUUUGUAGAAUUUUCUGUACUCCUUAUUUUAACAAUUAAAAACCCAAACAACAAAAGCCUUCGUUUCAGUAAUUUUGUAGCACAGCCUCUUGAAGCACUGAUGUUUCUCUGUUAGAAAAUAACAAUAUAAAUUUAAAAUGGAUGCCCAUUGAAAUUGUCCAGAAUAACAAGAAAUUGUUUCUGAAACUAUGAGCCUUAUUCUGUACAUUAAAUGACAUCUUGGCAGUAGUUCAGUUUUCAAUGAUACAUGAAAAGAUGUUAGGAAGAAAGACUAGUUAAUUUAUUAAAAAGAGUAAAAAGAUUUGAGUUUGGAUUUGGGAAACAUUCCACCUCCUUCAAAGGAUGAAAAUAUUUUCUAACAUUUUUAUUUGUGUUUUAAUUUUUUAUUUUUUUUUAAUUUAUCAUGUGUUUUCCAUGAACAGUAGUUUAGUGGCUGAAUUAUCCAGCCAUGUUUAAUUUGUUGUGUGGUUACAGAACAGGUGUUACAUUUUAAGGUUCUUUUAAAGGAGUAGUUGAUUAAUAAAAUUCAGACUAAUUGAAUAACGACAUUAAGAGUACAGGAGUAGUAUAGUGCAAUUAUCGUGUUCACAGUUGAAAGGAUCCCAUCAGCACAUGUUCUGCUAAACAUGUUUGAAAAAGCUUACUUCCUGCCUGUGCUGUUUUUAACACAGUCCAGCACAAGUUUUUUUUAUACUGUUUUGGACUGAGUAGGUGAAGAAAGAUGAGCUUCUAGUCAUAGCUCCAGGUAACCAGCUGUGUUGCUUACCGGUUUACCUUGAUUGUGCAAGGAGUGGUGCUGUGCUGGGGGAGUCAGACCCACGUUAAUUAACACCAACGUGCUCCCAUUUGCGAGCACCUGGGGUUGUCUCUGGUCUUCGCCUUGAGCUUUUUUCCCUAAUCAUGUAAAGCAUUGUUUGUGCAGGAGGAAUAAAUGCCUUUAUUUUGUCAGAACUUGAAUGUCUUCAUAUCUUCCAGUGAAGAAUGCCUUGAAUUGAAAUGGCUGUGAUGUUCCUUAGAAAGUAAAGGCUCUCUCAGGACACUAAUGUUGAAAGGAAGAGAUGGGCAUUUCUCUUUGUGCCCAGAAGCUCUUGUCCCAGAGAUCUACAGAAACUGGUCAUGUGAACUGAGCAGAACAGCAAGAGGAUUGCAUGACUUGCACAAUCACUUAUCUGGGGACCUGCAGUGGUAUUUGACUGGAUAUUGUGUCCUGGUUCUGAAUGAUGUCAGAACAGGAUUUGGCAGAUGUUGUUCAGAUUGCUGUUGAAGACUUGACUCCAGAUAACCCAGUUGUGUUGGCAAAUCAUGAAGUGACAGAUGAUGAUGUAGAGCCUGGCCUGAAACGUCAGCGUAUAGAAAUUAACUGCCAGGAUCCCUCUAUUAAGUCAUUCCUGUAUUCCAUUAAUCAGACAAUAUGCCUGCGGUUGGAUAGCAUUGAGGCAAAGCUGCUGGCACUAGAGGCUACCUGUAAAUCACUGGAAGAGAAGUUGGAUCUUGUCAUGAACAAACAGCACAGCCCCAUCCAAGUCCCCAUGGUGGCAGGUUCUCCUCUUGGCGCUACGCAGACGUGCAAUAAAGUCCGAUGUGUUGUCCCUCAGACCACAGUGAUACUGAACAAUGACCGGCAGAAUUCAAUUGUAGCCAAGAUGGUUGGGCAGGAAGAGCCAUUGAGCAGAGCAGCGGAUUCUCUGGAAAACAUCCUUAGCAAUGCUGUUCCUGGCCGUAGGCAGAACACCAUAGUGGUGAAAGUUCCAGGGCACGAUGACAGUCACAAUGAAGAUGGAGAGAGUGGCUCUGAGGCCAGUGACUCAGUUUCCAACAGUGGACAACUGGGAAGCCAGAGUAUUGGGAACAAUGUCACGCUGAUUACGCUGAACUCCGAAGAGGAUUACCCCAAUGGGACAUGGCUGGGAGAUGAAAACAACCCCGAGAUGCGGGUGCGUUGCCCCAUCACCCCUGCUGACAUGCUGCACAUCAGCACCAACUGCCGCACGGCUGAGAAGAUGGCACUGACACUGCUUGACUAUCUCUUCCACCGGGAAAUUCAGGCCAUCUCCAACCUCUCGGGCCAAGGGAAGCAUGGGAAGAAGCAACUUGAUCCUCUCAUGAUUUACGGGAUUCGCUGUCACCUAUUUUACAAAUUUGGAAUCACAGAAUCCGACUGGUACCGAAUCAAGCAAAGCAUAGACUCCAAAUGCAGGACAGCUUGGAGGAGGAAGCAGCGAGGGCAGAGUCUGGCCGUGAAAAGCUUUUCAAGGCGAACACCUUCAUCGUCAUCUUACAGUGGCUCAGAGGGUUCCCACAGCUCAGUUUCAGCUUCUAAUGAGAUCCAGCAGAACCAGCCACAGGCACUACACUAUGCACUAGCCAAUGCUCAGCAGGUCCAGAUCCACCAAAUAGGAGAAGAUGGACAAGUCCAAGUAGGCCAUCUCCACAUUGCCCAGGUUCCUCAAGGCGAGCAAGUCCAAAUCACGCAGGACAGUGAGGGAAACCUGCAGAUACAUCAAGUUCAUGUGGGUCAAGAUGGGCAGGUGUUGCAGGGUGCUCAGCUGAUAGCUGUAGCUUCUGCUGAGCCUGCCUCAGGGGGUGUGGAUGGAUCCCCGCUCCAAGGGAGUGACAUCCAAGUCCAGUAUGUGCAGCUGACACCAGUGACAGACCACUCUGCGACUAAUCAAGGCACUGACACCCUUCAAUCAGCAAUCCAGCCCGAAAUGCAGAUAGAACACGGAGCAAUCCAAAUUCAAUAAGAGGAUCAUGGAAAGCUGUGUCAGCUGGGAUGCCAGGGAACCCCAGUCAGCAGUUAAGUGCUGCAGUCUUCAACAACAGGAGAAUGGCAAUGCCUGUUAGACAAAUGGUCACACCUCUAGCAUCUCCUGCAAACAGCAGAGUUCUCAUGAGUUGGGUGUCCUCACCAGGAAUAAAUCAGACCCACUUACUUAAAUUGGAGCUGCAUCACUGCACCAACUGAGGAGCUGGCCUUCAGAAAAAAAUAAAUAGCCUGCCCUUACACUUAAAGCUGAAAAAACCCCAAUCUGUCAGUAAGAAGGAAAGAAAUCUAAUGAACCAAACCCUGAGACUAAAUUAGUGUUUCAUCUGUUUCAUUUCUUCUGUGAAACGCGCCACCUGAAUGUCUGCAGAUACCUUAGGGGAGUGUAUUGCUGCUUUGCAAUACUUGCUUUACCACCUAUAGAAGAUCAAGAGCUCAAAUAUUUUUCACUGUUUAAACAGCUUUUUUUUUAUUUGCUAUGGUGUUUAUAACAAAAAUUUAAAAUAUUUAAAAAAAGAAAAUCCCAUAACUGCAAGUAUUAGCCUUUUGCUGGUGUUUUCUGUUCAGUGUAAUGAAAAAUGUAUUUGCAGGAGACUAAUAAUUUUGUUUGUACUGUUGCUUAACUACUUUUCUAGGGGAAAAUGCUUUAAAAUGCUGUAAUUAUGCAUUUCUAAUUAAAAAUAAAUGUGUAUUUAUGAA